Messenger RNA from Plasmodium knowlesi strain H, 1203 nucleotides. RefSeq names its product rhoptry-associated protein 2, putative. The record is from RefSeq and is a predicted model, not a curated record. The coding region runs from base 1 to 1203 and encodes 400 amino acids. The transcript has a single exon. Lineage: Eukaryota; Apicomplexa; Aconoidasida; Haemosporida; Plasmodiidae.
AUGAAAGUGAUAAUUCUAAUUUCCUUCCUGGUGAUGCUUUUUUUCAAUAAUGGUGUGGAUGGAUAUAAUUGCACAAAAGAAUUGUACAACAUGAAUUUAAGGGAUCUUUCAAUUACGUCAGUUGUUUUGGAUCAUAGAACUUCACGUAAAGAAUUAGGAGCAUGGGUUCAUUUUUUCUUCAGUCAUUUCCCUACCCCUGCUGAUGCAAUAAAAUAUGUAGAAGAUAUAAAUAUAUACGCUCUAGAUAAUGAAGAUCAGUCAUGCUUUGUGCGAGCUUUCACUAUAUAUUUAAUUCAAAACUAUGCUAAGGAUAUAAAAUCUAUGUCAAAUACAGAUAAUUAUGAAACCUUUUUCAAAAAUUUAUUAAAAGAUGUGCACGCAGAUAUAAGUAAUGAUUUUCUUUCCAUAUUCUCAAGUCCAACGCUUUUGGGGUAUAUUGAUAACUUAGUACUUAAGGAACAGGAUGUUAAUAAUUUGAAGAAUGAUGUAAAUAUUUUUAGAAAAACUAUUUCGAAAGCUGAUAGGAAAACACAUGCUACUUACACCAGUAAUCCUAUUUUAUCUUUCUCUCAAUAUGAUAUCAGGAGAUUCAGAAGUGCUUAUUUAGUAAAGGAAGACCCUUCUAUUAAUAUGUCGGAAGUAUAUGCAGCACGAGAUAUAAACUUUUUGGCUUUUCUUGGUGUUUCCGAUAUGUACUACAAUUCUGAUAUAACACAGCCUGCAAGAGGUACUUCCAUAGUUAUUAACAAAAGAAAAAGGUUAGGAUUAAAGAAACGUAGUACUUCACUUGUUUUAUUGGGACCACACAAUCAUAACCCGACCUUUGGUUUUUGUGAAAAAGAUGGAAAUGAAGAUUACUUUGGAUAUGUAGAUGAUUUGUUGCCAUCCUUUUUUUCAGUUAUUAAAACGAAAAUGAUUUAUGGACAUAAAAGAUUUCUAAGAGAAUUUGAUUAUUCAUUAAUACAUAAAACUUAUAAAAUGCCAAACCUAAAAGGUUUCCGAUUUUUGAAAAGUUUAUUCAGGAGAAAGAACUUAGAAAACUUUGUAGACAUGUAUAGCGGUCUCAUGUCCACAGAAUUGGAUUUUUUGGCAGAAGAUUUUGCGGAACUGUUUGAUAUUACUAUGAACUGUAACAUGCGUGAUCAUUUCGAUCGUGCAAUAGUUAACUACCACAUGAUUAAGGAGAAAGGUAUGGAGUCUUAA